Molecule: messenger RNA, 1800 nt
Organism: Phaeoacremonium minimum UCRPA7
Lineage: Eukaryota; Fungi; Ascomycota; Sordariomycetes; Togniniales; Togniniaceae
Product: putative hypercellular protein a protein
Exons: 2
Coding region: 1-1800 (599 amino acids)
Cellular component (GO): trans-Golgi network
Source: RefSeq, a predicted model, not a curated record
AUGCUGUUCCGCGCUUUUCCAGCCUCGUCAUCAGAGUUGCUGACUACAGUGGACCGGAUAGUCAUACUAAGCGGCAUUGCGUCUGUGCUCAGUGUACUCGGAUUUCAGAGAAAGAAAGCCAUGGUCGUCCGUGAGCUGAUAUCCGUACUGAUUGGAGGCUUUGUUGAGGCACGGACCCGUGGUGCGGCUGAGGUGGGAAUCCAUCCUGCAGCCGGGCUUGUCGCCCUGAACGGUGCAAAUGGGCAAGUGAAUGGCUCGGCAGCACUUGAUUUGGCCGAGUCUGACGUAGAAUAUGGCGUUGAUGCAUUCCUGGACCUAAUACUCAAGACGUACGGCGUAGUCAACUUUGAUGUUGGCUCGCAUGUUCUUAAUGAUGCCAAGAUGCUUCCCGAUGACUCGGAUGCGGGUUGUAUCGCGAGAAUCCAAAGACAGUCUGUCGCUCGACUGUUUGGCAUGCAGCAGAUCAAGAUUAACAUUCUCCGUGCUUGCAUCAACUUUUCCGAGGCCUUGCCAGAUUUCGCUGGGGUCUUGAAAUUCUCAAGCGAUCUAUUGCGGACAGCAGGGAGUGGUGUUGCGCCUGGGCCACGGCGAGAAGAUGCAUCCCCCCAAUUGGCAGUUGAUGAGCAAGUUCGACUGGUCACAAAUAUCUCGAAAACUUUCAGCCUCACCAAACGGCUUGGCUUGGGCCACCUCGAAGCAGAGUACUGGGACGAAUUCCUCCUUAGAGGCGUGAAACUGGAACCUCUUGCCCGUACGAGGACACCGGUGGAACACCUGAAAUCAGAGCUACCAGGAGCCUCAGCGGUGAGAACAUCUCAGGAUGUCAACCCGUUUAUUCACAACCCGUUCCAGAAGCAGCCAGAUAAGGAGGCUGCCCUGAAUAAUCUUGUCGCUGGAGAAGCCGCAAUCUUCAAGCUCACACUACAAAAUCCCUUCGAUAUCGAAGUAGACAUUGAGAGUGUGCGAUUAGAUACUGAAGGUAUCCAGUUCGAGUCGUCGGUCGAGAGUGCCAUAAUUGGCGCAUACCGCACUCAAACAUUAAGGAUUGGUGGCACGCCGAAAGAGUCUGGAUCACUCCAUGUGACCGGUGCCAUUGUACGAGUAAGAGGCUGUCGAGAGAGACGGUUCCCCAUAUUCCCUCAGCCAUGGGCACCGGACACGGAGGUGAAGGUCAAAGCUAUUGGGCUAUCUUCCUUAGACUUACACAUGUCUCUGCCGCCUCCUAGUGCACCAAAGACGGAACACGUUGGUCUCAAUGUGAUUUCACAGCAGCCUGUCGUGGUCGUCAAGUCAACCACCCUGCCACAAUCAUCCGUGAUGGUUCUUGAAGGAGAGAGACAGGCCUUUUCCGUCACACUUCAGAACCUUUCGACGACUACGCCAGCGGAUUUCCUCCUCUUCUCAUUCCAAGACUCAACACAAGAAGCUUUGCAAGGCCGCCUCAACAAUCGCGAAGCCACGCCUGCCGAGUUGUACGAAUAUGAGCUCAUUCUUGCGAAGAAGCAAGCACUACGCCUACGAAAAAAUGCGAAAACCAAGCGAUAUAUAGCUCCUGGUGAUACAGCGACAUUUGAUUUUGAGAUUCUUGGCAAACCAGGCUUGACAGCCGGCACGAUCCAAGUCGAUUACGCACACCUCGGUGUUCCGCCCGAGGAAGUCAAAGACAAGUUCUACACCCGUCAAGUCUCUCUUCAGUUGACUGUCACUGUCAAUGCAAGUGUUGAGGUGUCCCGAAUGGAUAUACUACCUCUUCAUGGUAGUAUCCCACAACCUCUUUGGAACCGGACAAACAAAACCUAA